Penicillium macrosclerotiorum is the source of this 264-nucleotide messenger RNA. RefSeq lists its product as uncharacterized. The transcript has a single exon. The coding region runs from base 1 to 264 and encodes 87 amino acids. Lineage: Eukaryota; Fungi; Ascomycota; Eurotiomycetes; Eurotiales; Aspergillaceae. The record is from RefSeq and is a predicted model, not a curated record.
AUGCUGGCUCUCCAUCAUUUUGCUGCGCCCGCCACCUGCGAUUGGCCCCGCACUGCCAGCCCGGACCCCGGUGCGCUGACUCCGCAGAGACCAUGGAGGGCGGCGGGCGAAUCAUCGCAUCGCCCCAAACUGUCCACCUCAUUCCUGCAUGCAGUGCCAGCGCAUCGUGCCCGCGUACUCGGUACUCACGGCCAAUGUACUCUACAGCCCCAAAUCCCUUGCCGCAGCCAGGUUCCAUCCUAUUCUGGUUCCAGACCGGACUGA